Messenger RNA from Haemonchus placei, 1819 nucleotides. The record is from the annotation of a GenBank genome assembly. NCBI's taxonomy places the organism in Eukaryota, Metazoa, Nematoda, Chromadorea, Rhabditida, Trichostrongylidae.
UUACUAGCUUCCAUUGACAAUGUGAGUAAAAAAAUGCCAUUUUAGCUGUUAUGGUUCAUUCUUCUGUGCCGACGAUCAGAAAGCUUCUCGUACGGAUUCUUUGGAACAUGAAUGGGUGGAUCUCGUACAGAACACGCGUUACACAGGGCAGAUGUAUUGGGGAGAGCUGCCACUGUCAUUUGCUGCUUGCACUAAUAAUCAGGACUGCUUUCGACUUCUGAGAGCCUUCCGAGCCGACCCUAACAAGACUGAUACCAACGGUAACACUGUUCUACAUCUUACCGUCAUUCAUGAUUUACCCGAGAUGUUCACCUUGGCUUACAAUAGUGGUGCAUCCUUGAGCAUAAGAAACAACCUCAAGCUGACUCCACUGGCUCUAGCCGCUCGGUUAGCCAACAAAAGGAUGUUCUCUCUGUUGCUGGAAUGCGAAAUGGACAUUGUAUGGAGGUACGGGAACAUCGUGUGUAAGGCUUAUCCUCUUGUCGAAAUCGACAGUAUACGCGAAGAAGACGGAGAUCUCAAUCCAUGCUCAGUCCUUGCCAAUGUCGUUUAUGGGGAUAAAAGUAGUCAUCUUGAUUUUUUUGAUGGAUUGCUAGAGGAACUCCUGGAACGGAAAUGGGAAGCGUUUGCAAAACGAAGUCGUUCGAGCAGUCAACGGACGUGCUACUUUCAGGAUAAGAGUAGUCAUCUUGAUUUUUUUGAUGGAUUGCUGGAGGAGCUCCUGGAACGGAAAUGGGAAGCGUUUGCAAAACGAAGGUUGUUUCAGUCACUUUUUGGUUAUUUAUGGUUUCUGCUGGUAUUUUACAUCGCCUUUGCGACACGCAACGUCACGGAAUCGUACGAGGAAGAAGGAGAUAGUCUGCCUUUGAACAUGACUGACUUCAACGACGUCAUUAUCACAGUGCAACAUUUGUCACAUUUUGAGAGUGGACGUAAUGAGCCUCUGCAGAAACAGUGCCACCUAUGGAAUUACAAUGGCGGCAAAAAACAAAUGCUUCGCUUCUGCUGUGAGAUCCUGACUCUGCUGGCAGUGCUAGUUCGAACAACCAAAGACAUCGUGGACAUGCAACAGAUUGGAAUGAAGCGUUGGUGGUUAGCCAUGAGCGCCUUUCCUGAAAAGGUUCUGCACAAGGUUUCCCAGCUCACUCUGCUACUCAUCGUUCCCAUUCGUACGGCCUGCUUUCUGCAUCCAGUGAUGCUUCUACUUGAAAAUGUUAUGACAAUUACCGUCGUUCUGAUGACCACAAUGCAUUUCCUUUUCUAUUGCCGGGGCAUGAAAUUCGUCGGUCCUUUCGUGUUAAUGGUCUACAAGAUUAUUGUUCGCGAUAUGCUGCGUUUUCUUCUCAUCUAUUCAGUAUUCGUACUAGGAUUUGCACAAGAUUCCGUAAACAACAUUAUUUCAGCGUUCUAUGUGAUAUUCCAUUCUUGCGAAAUGGCUGAAAAGAACUAUCAAGAAGAACAUGGCUUGCAUCCAGACGACGAUUACAGAGGAAAAUUUGAAAAUAUAAUGAACUCGCCACGUGAAGCUUUGAUGAGGAUGAUCAUUAUGAGUGUUGGCGAAUUUGGCGCAUUCUACAAGAAUCUCAAUGACUGCAAAAGCCGUGUGGCCCUUCAGGGCAAGUGGGCGCAGGUGAUUCUCAUGUUGGAGCAAUCAUUGACAAAUGCCGAGCGUACAAUGGCUAUAUACAGUUACUCACGACCGCUUCGCAGUGACAAAUCUCGUCGAGCAUUUGUUGUACGACUCAAAUCUGACGUUAGUGCACCUUUCCAAAGGUUCAAAUCUAUACGAAACCGACUCACCUCAUGGCUAUACUUUUGA